AUUGCUCUGACUCAACUACCCCAAAGUCACAUGCAAAGUAACAAUUUGCCGAUUGGCCGACAAGCAGGAAGUGAACGGUAGCGACAGUGGCAAGCGCGCGAAGUUUAGCAAAGGAGAACUAUAUCACAAGAAGCACCAUCCAAACAAAUUUGAAGAGGUAAAUCAUAAUUGGUGCUGUAGCUUGCAUUCGUGGUGUUGUCAGGAUGCCUGCGCUUGUGGAGCAGCCGGGCUAUGCGCAUGAGAGGUUGUGCGCACUGACAGAGCGAGUUCCUUGCAGAGAGACUCAAGCCAGUACUUUGUUAGCUUUGCUGGGUGAGCCAGGACACUAUAGCUAUCCAUCAAUCUUCAUCUAUGGACACCGUGCGUCUGGCAAAAGUCACGUGACUGAAUCCAUACUUCAAGAACUUGAGCUCCCCCAUGCCAUAGUGAGCUGUGUGGAGUGUGUGUCCGCGGGGCUCCUGUUUGAGCAGACGCUAGUGGCCUUCUUCGGCCCCGAGGCCCCCUCCCUCCUCCCCCGCUCCUCCUCUCUGUCAGACUUCGUGCGGAUCUACAAGCAGCUCUGCGCCCAGACCCCCGCCUGUCAGACCCGUUAUAUAGUAUUGGACAGGGCUGAGCGCCUCAGGGAUAUGGAGGCCAACCUCCUACCAGGCCUCUUGCGUUUACAAGAGCUGGUUGAUGACAAUGUGACUGUAAUCCUGCUCACUGAGAUUGUCUGGGACAAGUUCCGCCCGAACACCGGCUGUCUUGAGCCGCUGCUGCUGCACUUCCCUGAUUACAGUAAAGCGGAGCUUCAGGAGAUCCUAGUGCGCGAUUAUCACCCAGCCUACUCGCCGGAUCUCUACGGCUCCUUCGUCAGCAUUCUGCUGGGGGUGUUCUACUCCGUCUGCAGGGACCUGAGAGAGCUCAAACACCUGGCGGCCCUCAACUUCUCCAAGUUCUGUGAGCCAUUAGAGAGAGAAGAAGUGAAAGAAAGUGAAACACACAAGCUCUGGAGGAACAUUGAGCCACACUUGAAGAAGGCCAUGCAGACGGUGUACCUGAGAGAAGUUUCCAGUGUUCAGUGGGAGCAGCAGCAGCAGCAGAUGGAGGAUAGGGAGGCUGGAACUCUGAAAGGCUUGUCGGCCUAUGCCCAUGUGGAGCUGCCCUACUACUCCAAAUUCCUGCUGAUUGCCGCGUACCUGGCCUCCUUCAACCCUGCCCGCACAGACCGACGGUUCUUCCUCAAGCAUCACGGGAAAAUAAAGAAGACCAAUUUUCUGAAGAAGCACGAGAAGACCAGUAAUCACUUGCUGGGGCCCAAGCCCUUCCCGUUGGACCGCCUCCUGGCCAUUUUCUACAGUGUGGUGGACAGCAGGGUGGCUCCAACAGCCAGCAUCUUCUCCCAGAUCUCCUCCUUGGUGACCCUGCAGCUUCUCACCCAAGUGGGACAUGACGACCAGCUAGACGCUCCGAAGUACAAGUGUGCCGUCGCGCUGGACUUCAUUCAGGCAGUCUCCAGGACUGUGAGCUUUGACAUUGUAAAGUACCUGUAUGACUUCCUGUGAGUGCCUCCCCGUGGAGAAACUUGCUGGCUGCUGUUUGGAUCCAGCUGUGGGAUAAAUAUGAUUGGCAGUCCCACUGAAAAGUGGGUGGAGCCUUGUGUUGCAUUCUGUCAUGGAAUGAGAUCACUGAAGAGACCAGAUAGAUGAACACAUUCAUCAACAGCUACACAGCUUACUGGAACACUUGGCGUUGGCGGGAACUGUCCACAUUUUGUGUUUGUUUGUUGAAUUAUUUGUUACUGUGUAAUUUAAUUUGGUAAUAAAUGUUUGUAUGAAAGCUCUGUCUCUGUCUGUCUUUUUUUUUUUUUUU
Molecule: messenger RNA, 1851 nt
Organism: Clupea harengus (Atlantic herring)
Lineage: Eukaryota; Metazoa; Chordata; Actinopteri; Clupeiformes; Clupeidae
Gene: orc5
Product: origin recognition complex, subunit 5
Biological process (GO): DNA replication; DNA replication initiation
Cellular component (GO): nuclear origin of replication recognition complex; nucleus
Molecular function (GO): DNA replication origin binding
Source: RefSeq, a predicted model, not a curated record